Eimeria acervulina is the source of this 1590-nucleotide messenger RNA. RefSeq lists its product as hypothetical. The coding region runs from base 1 to 1590 and encodes 529 amino acids. The transcript is spliced from 9 exons. Gene Ontology annotation, molecular function: microtubule minus-end binding; gamma-tubulin binding. NCBI's taxonomy places the organism in Eukaryota, Apicomplexa, Conoidasida, Eucoccidiorida, Eimeriidae. Gene Ontology annotation, cellular component: spindle pole; gamma-tubulin small complex; centrosome. Gene Ontology annotation, biological process: microtubule nucleation; cytoplasmic microtubule organization; spindle assembly. The record is from RefSeq and is a predicted model, not a curated record.
AUGAGACGUUUUCUGCUGCUAGCAGACGGCGACUUCACCUCCUUGCUGCUUGACGCUGCAGCGCAGCAGCAGCAGCAGCAGCAGCAGCAGCACGGCGGCAGCAUCUCUCUGCAGCCCCUCAUCCUCUCAGCCAUUGAUACAGCUGCUAGACAAUGCAGCAGCGGCGCUAGUCUCUUUGCUGCUUCUCCUUCUCUGGCGUUUGCUUUGACAGCUCGCUUUCCCCACACAUCCUAUCUGCAGCAGCAAAGCAACAGCAGCAGCAGCAGCAGCAGCAACACCUGCAGCGCGUUGUGGCGGGGCCUUGUGCUGCACCUUCGCAUAGAAGAGCCCCUUCGGUUUUUUAUCGGAGAUGAUUUGCUGCAGCUCUGCCACAAAAUGUUUGCCUUCCUCUGGAAGAGCCAUCUCACCCAUCGGCAGCUACAUGCAGCGUGGCUGAGGGGGGGAUCGCUGCAGAAGCAGCUGCGGCAGCAGCAGCGAGCAGCAGCAGCAGCAGCAGCAGCAGCAGAUCGUGCAGCAGGUGCAGCAGCACCCGAACGUAAUCUCGUGUCUCGUGCAACUGCAGCAGCAAGAGAAGAAAUUCUUAUAAUGCAGAUAGCGCAGCUGACGCAUCUGUUGAACGAAAUGCUGCACUUCUCGCGUCAUUGGCUGCACUUUGUCUACGAAGACGUCCUCCGUCCUAAGUGGCGAACCCUCUAUAAAGAAAUACCCAAAUGCCGCGACGUGGACGAGUUUCUUGAGCUUCUGUGGCAGUGCAUUCAGCAGCAGCACGAUGGGCUGUUCCUCUACGGCGAAGAAGAAGCAGCAGCAGCAGCAGAAGCUGCUGCUGCUGGUGGAAGGGGCAGCAUCAGCGUGCAGCUGCAUGCACUCAUUCAAGAAAUACACGACACAUGCUCCUCUAUGGCAUCUCGAGCGGAGUUUCGGUUUGCUGCAGCAGCAGAGCAGCAACUUCGAGGGCCUAACGAAGAUCUGCCCCCAGCUGAAGCUGCUGCCAGCAGCAGCAGCAGCAGCGGCAGCAUGAUCAUGGUAGAAGAACAGCGACAGGUGUUUCGGCAGCAGGUGCAGCAGCUGCUGCUGCUGCUGGACUUAAAGCAGAGUGAAGUCCGAGCGGCAGCAGCUGCUGCUGCGCAGGCGACAACCAGCAGCAGCAGCAGCAGCAGCAGCAGAAGCCGCAUGCAUCUCGAUCAUUGCAUGGCGCUAAGGUCUCUCUGCUUGCGCUUAGACUUUAAUGAUUUCUAUGAACACCAACGUCAAAUGAAGGCAGCAGCAGCGCAGCAGAGGAGCGACAAUUCUGCUGCACGCUUCCCCUCGCUGCUGCUGCAGCAGCAGCUCAGUGCUGCCAGCAGCAGCAGCAGCAGCAGCAAUGGAUGCGUGACAGACAAGAGAGCUGAUGGCUUCAUGUGCACGCCGCGUCUCUUCAGCAGCGAAGAGGCAGCAAAUAGUUUCGCUGGGGGCCCUGUCUUCAUCUCUAAGCUGCAGCAGCAGCUGCAGCAGCAGCAGCAACACCAGCAGCACCAGCAGCACUUCUCUGAAGACCUCACGCGGCCUCCUACUGCAUGUGAAGCCUCGGGGCCUCCGUCGCCGCUGACCUAG